GUAGCAAAAAAAAUCCUCUCACACUUGAAAACUUCCCGACUGUUUCAAAUCAGUUUCAAAUAUUUUAAGGUCCACUUCUUCAAACUCAAAAUGGCAACCAAUUUGAAGCCAGAGUCAAAACGUGACGAGUUCAAGCGCUACCUGGAGAAAUCAGGAGUGAUGGACAGCUUGACCAAGGUCCUUGUUUCCCUCUACGAAGAACCCGAACGUCCUGGAAAUGCUGUCGAGUACUUUUUGGAACGGCUCGCUUCCGGUGUUCCCAUGAAGGCCGAGAUGGAAUCACUUCAACUGGAGAUCAAUGACUUACGGAAAAAGUCUGCUCAGCUUGAGGAGGAAAAUGAGGCCCUGAAGAAGAAACUUGAGCAAUUUGAGCCGUCGGGCGGAUCAAGCAUGUCUCCCGGCGGAGGUGAAGAAGGUCCGUCCGGUUCAGAAGGAGGAGUUGGAGAGGAAUAGCAACCGCAUACUUGUAAAUGUCUCAAUUUUAUUUUUUUCAAAAUAUGCACCGAUCUGGUCCAGUUAAAAAUUACAAAAUUUUGGUUGAAAAGUUCAACUUAAAAUCGUGUCAUGAAAUAAAUCAAAGCUUGCAUGUCUACAUA
Molecule: messenger RNA, 596 nt
Organism: Folsomia candida
Lineage: Eukaryota; Metazoa; Arthropoda; Collembola; Entomobryomorpha; Isotomidae
Product: c-Myc-binding protein
Exons: 3
Coding region: 91-453 (120 amino acids)
Biological process (GO): regulation of DNA-templated transcription
Cellular component (GO): nucleus
Molecular function (GO): transcription coactivator activity
Source: RefSeq, a predicted model, not a curated record